AUGCGAUCAUCUUCCAUCUAUCUGCUCGCAGCCGCGUGUUCCCUUCUCCUGCAGUCCUGCGCGGCCCAGUGCAGUGAGGAGGAGGCCAGCUGCAAGACAGGGUCGAGGUACAUCCUCAAAGAUGGCAAGAAAGCUCUCGAGCUCGUGCAGGUCAUCGUGGUGCACCGACACGGGGAUCGAACUCCCAUCACCAAGAGCGCGGGCUCGUUUGUGCAGACAGAGGAGCUGAAGAGCAUCUGGUCGUCGAAGAUCAACGGGCAUGAGUCCGUUCGUCGUUGGGGAGUGAGCAAUCGGGACGACACAGGGACAUACAUCACGCACAACAUCUCCUCCUCCUCCUCCUGGCCCUUCGGUCAGCUCACCAAGCGAGGGGCCGCUCAGAUGAGGAGAGUUGGGGCUGAGCUGAGGGAGAGGUACGUGGGAGACUUGAACUUCCUGCCUGUGGACUUGCCGGCUGAUCACUCCGAGGAGAAGUUCUUCAUAUACGUGCGAUCCACCCGAUAUCCGCGAACUGUCCAGAGCGUGCAGAACUUGCUGCUAGGGUUGUACCCCGAGGACACGCGGCUCGAGGAGUCAGGAGCAGCUGGAGUGAUCACCAUCGAGAGCCAGGAGAAAGCGUUGGACCACAUGACGGGGCUGAGCGACAAGCGAUGCCCGCGAGUCAGGUCGCUGCUGUCGCAGAUCGACACGACAGUCAAGCCACAAGAGAGUCACGUGAGGCUGCUCGACGAGCUCGCGGUGAGGAUCAACCACACAGACAGUCAGCAGGACAAGAUGGUCAUCGACGUCUGGAUCCACCUCGCGGACGUGUGCCACUGCCAUCGCUCGCACGGCAUGGACGUUCCCUUCGGACUGACGCCCAACGAGAUCGACUCGCUCAUGGACUACAACACGUGGAUGUGGAGCACGAGAAUGAACACGCCUGAGCUCAGCAAGCUCGCCAUCGGCGGCUUCCUCCAGGACAUCCUGCGAGAACUCAAGGCGACAGUGGCAGGAACCCCCCGGGCGAAACUGCUGGUGUUCUCCGGCCACGACUCCACGCUCUUCCCGCUGCUCAAGGCCCUCGACGCCUUCGACGAGAAGUGGCCCCCGUACGCCUCAAGAGUCCAGCUGGAGCUGCUCCGGGAGGUGGAGACAGGGACCUUCUAUGUUCGCCUCCUCUACAACAACCAGCUCAGACAUAUGCUCGGCUCCUCCGACGAGUUUCUGCCCAUCGAGCUGUUCUUCUCGAAGCUUGCGGGCAUGGAGUCAGCUAACAUUCACGAGGAGUGUCACAGGCAGUGA
Messenger RNA from Guillardia theta CCMP2712, 1284 nucleotides. Its product is annotated as histidine acid phosphatase. Gene Ontology annotation, biological process: dephosphorylation. NCBI's taxonomy places the organism in Eukaryota, Cryptophyceae, Pyrenomonadales, Geminigeraceae. The record is from RefSeq and is a predicted model, not a curated record. Bases 1 to 1284 code for a protein of 427 amino acids. The transcript has 3 exons. Gene Ontology annotation, molecular function: phosphatase activity.